Molecule: messenger RNA, 1699 nt
Organism: Drosophila busckii
Lineage: Eukaryota; Metazoa; Arthropoda; Insecta; Diptera; Drosophilidae
Gene: VhaAC39-1
Product: V-type proton ATPase subunit d 1
Exons: 3
Coding region: 233-1285 (350 amino acids)
Biological process (GO): proton transmembrane transport; vacuolar acidification; vacuolar transport
Cellular component (GO): lysosomal membrane; early endosome; proton-transporting V-type ATPase, V0 domain
Molecular function (GO): proton-transporting ATPase activity, rotational mechanism
Source: RefSeq, a predicted model, not a curated record
CCAAUGUAAUCAUAUGACUUGUCGAUCGAUAGAGAAAAAAGUUGGAAUUUUCUUUGGUGUUUGCUGCGUUGGAAAAGUUCAAAUUUUUGUUGCACUCCCUCAAACGCCAACAGCCGUCGCAAGUGCAAUAUCCUAAGCAGUACUCUGCCAGUGAAUACCAAUCGAAAUACUCUCAAAUAGCCACUGGGUGUGUGUCUGAGUGUAAAUCUGCUUUGAAGGUAACAUAACAAUCAUGGAGAGCUCGGGAUUUAUGUUUAACGUGGACAAUGGCUACCUGGAGGGACUGUGCCGUGGCUUCAAGUGUGGCAUACUCAAGCAGGCCGAUUACCUCAAUCUGGUGCAGUGCGAGACACUGGAGGAUUUGAAGCUGCACUUGCAGGGCACUGACUACGGCAGCUUCUUGGCCAACGAGCCAUCGCCGUUGACCGUGUCCGUCAUUGAUGACAAGCUGCGCGAGAAGCUCGUCAUUGAGUUCCAGCAUAUGCGCAACCAUGCCGUCGAGCCGCUGUCCAACUUUCUGGACUUCAUCACAUACGGUUAUAUGAUUGACAACAUCAUUUUGCUCAUCACGGGCACACUGCAUCAGCGUCCCAUUUCGGAGCUGAUACCCAAGUGUCACCCACUGGGCAGCUUUGAGCAAAUGGAGGCCAUUCAUGUGGCGUCUACGCCCGCCGAGCUGUACAAUGCCGUGCUGGUGGACACACCUCUGGCGCCCUUCUUUGUCGAUUGCAUUUCGGAGCAGGAUCUGGAUGAGAUGAACAUUGAGAUCAUACGUAAUACGCUCUACAAAGCAUACUUGGAGGCCUUCUAUAACUUUUGCAAAAAGAUGGGCGGCUCCACUGCCGAUGUCAUGUGCGAAAUCUUGGCCUUUGAGGCUGAUCGUCGCGCCAUUAUCAUUACAAUCAACUCUUUCGGCACCGAGCUGUCCAAGGAUGAUCGCGCCAAGCUGUAUCCCAACUGCGGCAAGAUGUAUCCCGAUGGUCUGGCCGCCUUGGCACGCGCCGAUGAUUACGAGCAGGUGAAGACCGUUGCCGAGUAUUAUGCAGAGUAUGCUGCACUCUUCGACGGCUCUGGCAACAAUCCAGGCGACAAGACGCUCGAGGACAAGUUCUUCGAGCACGAGGUCAAGCUCAAUGUGUUCGCUUUCUUGCAACAGUUCCACUUUGGCGUCUUCUAUGCGUACCUCAAGCUCAAGGAGCAGGAGUGCCGCAACAUUGUCUGGAUUGCCGAGUGUGUCGCCCAGAAGCAUCGCGCCAAAAUCGACAACUACAUACCCAUAUUCUAAAAUACAAUCACGUGCUCCACACACACACACACAAAUAAUUUUUAAAAAGAAACUAUUUUUUUCCACCCUCACACUCGCGUGCGUGUAAUUAUUAAUAACAUAUUAUUUUUUUUUGUGUUCCCCUUUUUGUUAUGCAAUUGUUUAUAUGUAUGGUUAUUAUAUAUUAUCUGUAUUAACGUAUUUGGAGUAUUAUUGUAUGUUGUUGUUGUUAUUGUUGUUAACGGUCGCUCAUCUGACGCGCAACACAGCAAAAAGAAACAAAUCUGUAAAGUGAAAUGCAGCUGCCACGCCCCCUCGUACACUCUUCGCCCAUUCCGUUGCAACAUUACCAAUUGUUAAAUACUGUCAACUCUGCAGCUGCAUAUUAUUAUAUAAAUCAAUACUAUACAUAUAUAAAUAUAAAUCAUAUUAUAA